Molecule: messenger RNA, 783 nt
Organism: Zeugodacus cucurbitae (melon fly)
Lineage: Eukaryota; Metazoa; Arthropoda; Insecta; Diptera; Tephritidae
Exons: 2
Coding region: 125-634 (169 amino acids)
Source: RefSeq, a predicted model, not a curated record
UGAUCAAUAAGUUCUAUAAAAGCGCUAGAAACUUGUGGUAAGUAUUCAAUGCGAGUGUAGCCUUCUAGUAAGAAACUUUGUUUAAUAGAUUUUUAUUGUGACAACUCUAGUUCCAGCAGUAAAAAUGUUCAAAGUGUUCAGCAUCCUGUUUGUUUGUGCGCUGGCUAAUGCCGCACCGGAUGAAAUAGCGGUGCUACCGUCCGCUCCAUUGGCAGCAGCACUGCCGCUCUACAAGUCUACACUUGUCGCCGAGCCCACACACGUUGAAGUGCACGAACCCGCUUUGGCUAAAGUUGGCGAAUUGGUCGAGAGUGUGCCCACUGCUGUUUCCCAUCAGAGUUCAACGGUUGUGCAUAGCAAAGCCCAACGCAUUACACCAAUAGUGACACCCGCCGUCCGCUCAUACGCCGCACCUGCCAUUCAAACUUUUGCACCGUUCCUGCAGCACGCACCGCUGUUGCGCACAUUGCCAUUCGGUUUAGGUCCAGCCGCCGCCUUUGUUCACGCCAACGCUCCAGUACAAGUGCGCUCGUUCGCUGCGGCCGCUCCACUCCCAGCACCAGUCUAUCGCUCCUAUGGAUUCACCGCCUAUGGUCAUCCGCUGGUCUAUGCCUCCACCGAUUUUAAGAAAUAAACUGGCAAUAACUUCGACAUGCGGCUCAUUCCAGGAACUUUCAAAAAAUAUAUGUAUAUUUUAAUUGAUUUAUCCAAUCCAUUCUUUCUUGCGUUCGAUAAAUGUAUACUGAGAAAAGAAGAAUAAAUCCGGAAUUCUGUAAAUAGAAU